Molecule: messenger RNA, 2721 nt
Organism: Peronospora farinosa
Lineage: Eukaryota; Oomycota; Peronosporomycetes; Peronosporales; Peronosporaceae
Source: the annotation of a GenBank genome assembly
AUGUUGCACUAUCGUCUGCUAAAAGUGACGCGCCGCAGCUUCGCGACUAGGUCUUUACGUGCGUGGGAGACCAUUGAGACGAAAUGGCAAAAGCGCUGGGCACAACAGGAACUUCAGUCAGUUGAUGUGAGUGAAAAGACGAAUAAGGAGCGCUUUUACUGCCUCUCCAUGUUUCCAUAUCCUUCGGGUCAGUUGCAUAUUGGUCAUGUGCGUGUAUACACUAUCAGCGACUGUAUGGCACGUCUUAAGCGUAUGCAGGGAUAUGACGUAAUGCAUCCGAUGGGCUGGGACGCUUUUGGACUACCGGCCGAGAACGCGGCCAUUGAGCGCGGCAUCUCGCCCGCGGACUGGACAAUGGCUAACAUUGCACAGGCCAAGCACCAGCUCAAAGCAUUAGGCAUAAAAUUUGACUGGGAUCGAGAAGUUACGACGUGUUCGUCUGACUACUACAAGUGGACGCAGUGGAUCUUCUUGCAGAUGUUUGAAAAAGGUCUGGCCUAUCGCAAAGAAGCUCUCGUGAAUUGGGACCCCGUGGACAAGACAGUACUCGCCAACGAACAGGUAGAUGCAGAAGGACGAUCCUGGCGCUCUGGCGCAAUCGUUGAACAGCGCUCGCUCAAUCAGUGGUUCCUGCGUAUCACGGAGUAUGGUGACCGACUGCUGGACGACCUGAACAAGCUAAACAAGUGGCCGGACGCCGUGAAGCGUAUGCAGGCAGCAUGGAUUGGACGAUCGCAGGGCUCAAGAGUCGAGUUCCAGGUUGCACUCAAUGCAGCGGCAGGUGUCAAACCGACCACUUUGACGGUCUUCACGACGCGCGUUGACACCAUCUUUGGUGUGAGCUUCGUUUCAAUGGCUCCUGACAGCGUCGAGGUGGAGGUUUUGCUCCCACACGUUCCGGCAGCACAGCGGGCUGCCGUCGAUGCUUACGUUGCCAAGGUGCGCGCAAUGAGUAAAGACGACCAAGGCAAGGGCGACACGACGGCAGGAGUCUUCACAGGACUGUAUGCACAUCAUCCGCUUGCCGGGCGUCACGUGCCCAUUUACUUGGCCGAGUACGUGUUAGCACAUUACGGUACCGGUGUGGUCAUGGGCGUCCCCGCACACGAUAGUCGAGAUCUAUCCUUUGCGCGUCACCACAAUCUAGAAGUGCGGUCCGUUGUGGGAAGCAGCGACGGAGUUGUGUGGAAUGAAGACGAGGCGUUCACAGAUUAUGGCGUGCUGCAUGACUCUAACGAAUUUUCCGGCAUGACAUCGCAGGAAGCGACGACGGCCAUUAACGAUCGUCUCGAAGAGAAGGGCGUUGGAUGUGCCACUACUCAGUUCCGCCUGCGGGAUUGGUUAGUUUCACGCCAGCGUUACUGGGGCACUCCUGUACCAAUCAUUCAUUGUCCGUCGUGUGGACCGGUCGGAGUUCCCACCGAGCACUUACCAGUUGUACUGCCGCCCGUGGGGAAAGAUGUGGCUACCGGCCUGCGUGGAAAAGGUAGUAGUGACUCUCCUCUUGCGCGCAUGCCUGGUUGGCAGGACUGCAAAUGCCCACGUUGUGGCGGCGAUGCCAAGCGCGACACCGACACACUUGACACGUUUGUUGAUAGCUCGUGGUACUACAUGCGCUACUGCGACGCUAGCAACGAUGCUGCUGCCUUUAAACCCGAGCAAGCACAAACAUGGCUAAAGCGCACGGGCGUGGACCUUUACGUCGGUGGCAUCGAGCAUGCAAUUUUGCACCUGCUGUACUCGCGCUUUGUGACCAAAUUCAUGUUUGAUCAAGGGUUUCUGGCCACCGAUGAGCCUUUUGCUCAGCUUUUGGCUCAGGGGAUGGUGCUGGGGCGCACAUACAAAUCGCCGGGCUCGCUACGCCCUUUGACGUCGGAUGAAUAUGAAGAGGUAGUAUCCGAUGGUCACAUGGUCGUCGUAGAAAAAAAGACUGGGCAUCCCGUGGUAACACUUUGGGAAAAGAUGUCCAAAUCAAAGCAUAAUGGUGUGGACCCAGAACAGAUCCGUGCACGCCAUGGCGCCGACGUAACACGCCUUGCCGUGCUAUUCAAAGCACCACCCGCUUAUGAGUUGGAGUGGGAUGAAGCUGACCUAGCAGGUCAAUCGCGCUGGUUGGCACGCGUUUGGUCGUUAUUGGACGGUGUGGUGGCCUCACGCAGUCGAGGUGCUAUUUCUCGUGCAGAUAGAGACGAGGAGAAAGAGCUUCGCCACCAGCUGCACGGAACGAUUAAACGUGUGACGGAGGCACUGAAUGACUUUCAGUCGUUUAAUGUCGCUAUCGCGGAGCUUAUGAAGCUGUCAAACUUACUUGGCGAGCAUCGCACUCGUCUACAAGGCUCUGCAGCAUAUGAAGAGGCUCUGCAUGCUUUGGUUCAAAUGUUGGCACCACUGGCUCCUCACACUGCUGCUGAGAUGUUUCAGACUUUGCAAGACGGCGACGAUGUAGCUGAUGUCCAUGCUUCCGCAUGGCCAGUUUACGACUCUGCGCUACUGGAUCGUGCUCAGGUGAAAGUGGUGCUACAGGUGCAAGGCAAACCGCGUGAUACUAUCCUUGUAGACCCUGCCUUGCUGGAGGCUAGGGACUCGGACGCAGUCUUGGCGUUGGCACUGGACUCCCCUUUUGUGCAGCGCCACGUCCAUGGCCGAGACGUGUGCCAGGCGAUUUUGGUUCCUCCCAAGAAGCAAGGCGCCCAUGGAUUGUUGAACAUUGUUACAAAGUAG